ACAAAAGCGGCGCGGGAGGCCGGGUGGCCCGGCACAGGCGGCCGGAGCGGUGGAGGCUUCGGCAGCUGCGGCAGCGGGUAGAGGGUAGCGGGGCUGGGGCUGGCAGCCCGGCGGCCGCAGGCGCCAUGGGCAAAGGCGGGGAGCAGGGAGAUGAGGGCUCCGCUGAGCGGGAUACCCCAGCGCUGCCGACCUACAGCUGGAAGGAGAUCCAGAAGCACAACCUCCGCACCGACCAGUGGCUGGUCAUCGACCGCAAGGUGUACAACAUCACCCAGUGGUCCCGCCGCCACCCGGGCGGACAUCGGGUCAUCGGCCACUUCGCCGGCGAGGAUGCCACGGACGCUUUCCUCGCCUUCCACCAGGACCUGCAUCUUGUGAGGAAGUACAUGAAGCCCCUGCUGAUUGGGGAGCUGGCCCCGGGGGAGCCCAGCCAGGACCGUGGCAAGAGUCCCCAGAUUACAGAGGACUUCCGAGCCCUGAGGAAGACUGCGGAAGACAUGAAGCUCUUUGAAACCAACCACAUGUUCUUUCUCCUGCUCCUGGCCCACAUCAUCAUCAUGGAGAGUGUUGGCUGGUUCACCAUUUUCUACUUUGGCACUGGAUGGAUCUCGACCAUCUUGACAGCCUUCAUCCUAGCGACCUCCCAGGCCCAGGCUGGAUGGCUCCAACAUGACUAUGUCCACCUCUCGGUCUACAAGAAGUCCUCGUGGAACCACGUUGUCCACAAAUUUGUGAUCGGCCACCUCAAGGUAACCUCGGCCAACUGGUGGAAUCAUCGGCACUUCCAGCAUCACGCCAAGCCCACAUUUUCCAGAAGGACCCCGACGUGAAACAUGUUGCACGUUUUUGUCCUGGGCGAGUGGCAGCCAGUGGAGUAUGGCAAGAAGAAACUGAAAUACCUACCUUAUAACCACCAGCACCAGUACUUCUUCCUGAUUGGGCCGCCAUUGCUCAUCCCAAUGUACUUCCAGUUUCAGAUCAUCAUGACCAUGAUUGUGCGCAAAGAUUGGGUGGACUUGGCCUGGGCCAUCAGCUACUACACCCGCUUCUUCUUCACCUACGUCCCCUUCUACGGAGUGCUGGGAUCCCUCUGUUUCCUCAACUUCAUCAGGUUCCUAGAGAGCCACUGGUUUGUGUGGGUCACACAGAUGAAUCAUAUCCCUAUGGACAUCGAUCGGGAGAAAUACCAAGACUGGCUAAGUGGCCAGCUGUCGGCCACUUGCAAUGUGGAGCAGUCUUUCUUCAAUGACUGGUUCAGUGGGCACCUCAACUUCCAGAUUGAGCACCAUCUCUUCCCCACCAUGCCACGUCACAACUACCACAAGGUUGCCCCACUGGUCAAGUCUCUGUGUGCGAAGCAUGGCAUCGUUUACCAAGAGAAGCCCCUCAUGAGAGCCCUCCUGGACAUCGUGGGGUCCUUGAAGAAAUCAGGAGACCUCUGGUUGGAUGCAUAUCUCCACAAAUGAAGCCCCCACAUAGGAACCUGUGGGGAGGGAGGCUCCUCUAGGAGGGCAAAGGCCAUUUCAGGAACCCCAGGGGAGCUCCCCUUUGACACCUCCUUCCUCUCUGUCUCUCUCCUCCCUCCCACCUUCUCUCUAUCCUCUUCUCCUUGUGUCAGUUUCCCUCUUUCUCUCUAUUUCCCCCUCUCACUUCUUCAUUCUCUCCCUCUCCUCACUCUCCGUCUUUUUCUCUUCAGUGUGUCUCUAUCUCUGUCUCUCUCUUAGAGCAUAAUUCCCUUCUCCACUUGCCUGGCACCUGGCAAUGGCCAAUCUGGCUUCUCUUCAGGGAUGGGGGUAGUGGCUAGGUGACACGAUGGGCCCUUUUGGCUAUUGGAGUCUCUAGGACCCGAGCCUAAAUGUUGGGCCUCACUCCUCAUCACAUUCCAAGCCUGGCUUCUGCUUCUGGCCUGGCACAUGACAGGCUGCCCUCCUUCUUCAUUCCUGCUGUAACUCACAGCUCUCUCUUCCCCAAGGGAAGAAAGAGAUGGGCUGUGUUGUCUUCAAUGGCCAGUCCCUACCCCUGCCCUAAGCCCCUGCCUGUCUCAGGGGAGGAGGCCUCUGUCAGCUGCUGGCCUAGCCUCAGCCUCAGCCCAUCACCUCUCUGCACCCCCUGGAAGUUGUUAUUAAAUCACUAGCCCUCAGACUUGCUCUUCCGGGCCUGCCUAGCCGGUCUUUUGUUGGAAAGGCCUUCACCCACAACUCCAUGGCCAUUUCACACUCCCUGAGCAGCUCACCAAGUACCUGCUGAUUUGUCCUCAAGUGUGCUUCGUUCUUAGGAACGGAGCCGAUGUGGCAGGAAGAAUGCCAGAUGUAGUAUUGGGAGACCUGGGUUCAAAUCCCGGCUCAGUGACUUACUAUGACCUUGGGAAAACUCUUUGGGCUUUGUUUCUUCUGUCAAAUGAGGGGAUUGGACUGGAUGGACCUCCGAAGUUCCCGAGUCUCUUGGACCAUGUGACCUUGUGACCAUCUCAGCCCGGGUUCAGAUUAGAAACACCCAAUUGCCUGUUCUCCCAAGAGCAUAACUGGCCACCUAUCCCCCUACAGAGUUGGCCCAAAAGUUUAAACUCCACUUGACUUCACCACCCACCACCCCAGGAGCUGUCCAGCAUCCCCCAUGGCCCGGGUCAGUAGGGUCCUAGGGCCUGUCUCUCAGGUUGCCUUUUGAAACCAUCACUAGGGAGGCAGACAGUGCCCAAGCCAAUUUGGGACAACUGAGGCAGCUGUCCAGACCACACCUCAUCCUGCCUUUGAAGACCUCCGAAGUGGUUUCAUGCCUUCCCUCAGGGCCUUUCCCAGUGUCCUAACCCUAAGGUCAGAGGGGUUCAGCAGCCCCCUCGCCCAUGUUUGGUCCCACCCCCCCCACCUCGGCCCCCAGCACAGAGUUUGUGCUUGGGCCUAACUGUAGGAAUGGAGAUUUAGAAGGCUAAAAGGGGGAGGGAGCCCUUAGGGAUUGUGGAGAGUCUGAGCUCACCUUUUACAGAUGGGGAAACUGAGGCUCCGAAAAGUUCACCUGAGAUCACACAGGACGUGAGGAGCACAGCUGGGCUCGAGCCCAAGUUGUGUGGCCCUGAAUCCAUUUCUAUAUCUCCUAGACCGAGCUGCCUUCUCUUUGGAGGAACAACCUUUGGCCUCGUGCCGCCUCCUCCCGGCACACAUCACAGUGGCCUUAAGAUUUUGGAAGGAAAUUCUCCACCUCCUUUUCUGACCCAUAUGCUGGGAGGGGCUAGUUUAUAGUCCAGAGUACAAACAUUCCCUCUGAUCCUAUAAUGGGGGGGGGUAGUGAUUAGAUUAUCCCUUUGGCCACCCUUGAAUGUCCAGGACAGAUGCCAAUGGGUGAUUUUUAGACUUCUUUCCUCUAUGGACCUCAGUUUCCCCUCCCUGUAAAAUGAAGGUGUUGGACUAGAUUUCUCCUUGGCUACCAGCACCAGCAUGAUCUGUCUCCUCUCUUGGGCCCUCAGUUCAGCCUUGAUGUCUCUGCCCUUCCCAGUCCACAACUGAGAAACAGCCCUGUCUUGGGUCCUGUUUGUUUAGAGUUAAACUGGGCUGCUUAGAGGAGCCUCAGGAGAUGGUAUCUCUCAGAAACAGUCACUCCUAGAUGAAGCUGAGGGGGGGAAUGAACGGCUUCUGGCCUUGGUUCCUGAGGAAGUCCUUGACAAGGAUAAGAAGAGAUGCCUGCCCAGAUGAACAACCCAAUUCUCACUUCAGGAGAUAAGGGAGAUGAGACUGAUGGAAUCCUCAGUUACCCCCUUCUUCCCCUUUCUCUCAUGGGCAGGAUUUUGCCAAUACUAUAUAUAUAGUUUAUCUGGGCUGAUAACUUUUCAGGUUGAGCGCAGGAACUAGAUUUAGGCUGGUCACAUCCCUGUGACCUCCCCCAUCCCAAAGGUGUGGGGUGGUGUUUAGAAGUAUUCACUGUCCAUAGCACUCCCUUGAAAAGUCUUAAUUGAAUUAGAAUGUGUGCUAUUGUAGAAUGUAUUAAAUCUAUGUCCAAUGGAGGGACUGUCCUCAGGUGCUGCCCCCUUCCCCCUCCCACUCACCCCCCCAGUGUCCCUGAGCUUGCCAGAGAGGGCCGGCAGGUUGGAGAUGGUAGCGUGGAAGUGAGCCCUUAGUCUUCCUUGGCAGAGGUGGCUCAUCUGUUUGCAGAGGGCCCUUGUACAAGGAGAGACCUCAGUGCCCCAGAGGUUUGGAAGAUGAGAGGGGAAGAGACCCAGAAGAAUGAUUAAAGAUUGGGAAGGAGGAAGACAGGCCUGAGAAGGCCAGGGAAGGAGAAGGGCUGAGGCAGCUAAGGGUCCAGGUGGGAGCCUCAAUGGCUGCCAAAGCCACACCUCUAACCUACUAAUGUAGGUGACACUCUUGGGUCCAGUGUCCAGUGUCCAGUGGCUCGGCCUGGGCUGGGGGUGGGGGUGGGGGGCAAAGGGCAAGAGAAAUCCCCACCUCCUAGCCCCGGCUACCUUGGCUUGGCCGGGGCCGGGGCUGCAGCCAUGGGCAGCUGACUCUUCCUCCCAGUUCAGUUGGUAGCUGUGAACUGAAUGUUCCUUGUGUUGAAGUGGGCCUUUUCUGACCCCCUCCCCCAUCUUCAGGCCACUUCCCCCUUCCCCACCCCGCCCCAGGCUGAAUUCUUAGGGAACAAGAACUUGAUUUUAUGGCUUUCCCUCCUCCCUCCCCAAAUGUUUCGAGAAUGAAUGAAGGGCCCAUUUUGUUCUGGUGUUCUUGUUACUCAAUAAAAAUCGACCUUUUGUGUUAA
Dromiciops gliroides (monito del monte) is the source of this 4740-nucleotide messenger RNA. RefSeq names its product fatty acid desaturase 2 (gene FADS2). The record is from RefSeq and is a predicted model, not a curated record. Lineage: Eukaryota; Metazoa; Chordata; Mammalia; Microbiotheria; Microbiotheriidae. Gene Ontology annotation, cellular component: membrane. Gene Ontology annotation, molecular function: oxidoreductase activity, acting on paired donors, with oxidation of a pair of donors resulting in the reduction of molecular oxygen to two molecules of water. Gene Ontology annotation, biological process: lipid metabolic process.